Molecule: messenger RNA, 1021 nt
Organism: Chaetomium fimeti
Lineage: Eukaryota; Fungi; Ascomycota; Sordariomycetes; Sordariales; Chaetomiaceae
Product: Sas10/Utp3/C1D family-domain-containing protein
Exons: 3
Coding region: 144-671 (175 amino acids)
Biological process (GO): regulation of gene expression; maturation of 5.8S rRNA
Cellular component (GO): nucleolus; exosome (RNase complex)
Molecular function (GO): DNA binding; RNA binding
Source: RefSeq, a predicted model, not a curated record
AAUUUAUCAAUCACCACAACCAAGUACAGACACCAAACACCAAUCUCACACGGUACCAGUAUAUCUAAGGGAUAACCCAAACACUUGUUUUUCCUUGCAAAACAAUCCCACACAUAUUUCCAAUCAUUCAUCGGUCGCCCACGAUGGAUGUCAGCGACAUCACACCUCAACUCGACCAACUCGAGGAGGAGCUCAGCAAGGCCCAGGAAACUCUUGCGCCGCUGAUAGGCGACAUUGGCGACAUCUCUUCCAAACUCCCCCUUCUGGACAAGGCCAAACUUUACGUGCUGGUGUCGUACACAAUUGAGGCGCUCCUCUUCUCUGCAUUACGCCUUAACGGAGUGGAUACCAAGGCCCAUCCCGUAUUCACGGAGUUGGCCCGUGUGAGGCAAUACGUGGAAAAGAUUGAGAAGCUUGAAAAUCCGCCCGCGGAACGCGAAAAUGCUGUCAACACUGAGGUGGCGGCGCGGUUCCUCAGGUCGGAUCUUGGAGACAACAAAGACAUCAAGGCAAAGCUAACCGAGCUGAUCGCUAAGGAGCGGGAGAAGGCAGCAGCUAAAGCCUCGGAGAAAAAGCGGCCGGCGGAAGAGCAGGCCCCGGAGAACAGCGCUGCAUCCGGAGAGAAACUCGCAAAGCGGCCGAAACGCAACGGUGGCAAGAAGAAGAAAUGAACGCACGAUCAAGCCACCACCGCAUUAAACAACAACCUAGUGGCCAUGACGGCCCACAAGGCGCUGCGGCGCCAUACCCCAUCCAUCGCCGGAUAUGUCCCCAUCCAUCGCCGGAUAUGUUGAACGAGCGUAACCCGACAACAGUCUUUAGCGUGACCUGGAAGGCCUCACGGGGGGAUCGCGGAGGCAGUCCACAUACAAGACUCUAUGCCCACAUCAAUACAUGACGGAUUUAAAGGCCCGUGCAAGGACCGUGUACAAAUGGAGAGUAGAGAGGAGAGGGGAUCAUAGAAAUGUAUUGUAGGAUUAAUACAGCCUGGUAUUUCUAGUUAAACCAAAAGCUCACCGGC